Molecule: messenger RNA, 519 nt
Organism: Paraglomus occultum
Lineage: Eukaryota; Fungi; Glomeromycota; Glomeromycetes; Paraglomerales; Paraglomeraceae
Source: the annotation of a GenBank genome assembly
AUGACUACAUCUUCGUUACCGACUUCCCAAUUCACAACAUGCAAUGAGAGGUAUAUCAAAAUUUCUGACAAACAAGUUAUGCUUGUAUCCAUACAUGUGAAGGAAGAAAACCUCUCGUGGUUCAAUGACACAAUCUACAAGGAAAUAAUCGCAUCGAUACGAAAGGUUUUACCGUUGAAAUUUGCAAGAGAUAAAAAAAGAGGCAAAGAAGAAAAACAAGUCGCCGAUGUUUACCGUUGUGCAAACUGUCAAUUUGCUUAUUAUCUUAAACCGACGGAAGUAAGACAUUCUGUUCUAGAAAAGGAGAAAUCGUUCAUUCCCCCAGACGUCUCGGAAGAUCAUAUCACAGACGAAGAAGAUGUAAAACCCAUUCUCAGCGUCACUUAUACAGGAUAUAAUGUCUUUCGUAUGAGCUUGGUUAUAUAUGCCGAACCGUUAGGAAAGGGUAAAGAUUUUGGAGGCGUGAAGACAACGGCAGAUAUGAGAAUUGAUAGUUAUUUCGGUAGUGCGGGCGAGUGA